AAAAAAAAAAACUUAAAAAAUGCCUGCCUCUAGAAUCAUCUCCAACCUCCACUUUGGUAUCAUUACCCCCGAGAAGCUUGUCCAAGUCUUCCCCAACCUUGCCACCUGGGGUGUUGCUGCCGGUUCCGCCGUCUGCUUGUUGGGUGCCGACGUUCCUAUUGUCAGAAGGGAUAUCUUGAGCAAGGUCCCUAUUGCCGGUGCUUACUUUGCCCUUCCCGCCGAGGACAAGGAAGAAAACUAAACUAAACUAAAUCAAAUGUUAUUAUAAUAAAGAAGCAUCCAAUUCCUUUCUGUCUUUUUGGGU
This is a messenger RNA of Phycomyces blakesleeanus NRRL 1555(-), 304 nucleotides long. RefSeq names its product ubiquinol-cytochrome c reductase core subunit 10 QCR10 (gene QCR10). Bases 20 to 241 code for a protein of 73 amino acids. Gene Ontology annotation, biological process: mitochondrial electron transport, ubiquinol to cytochrome c. NCBI's taxonomy places the organism in Eukaryota, Fungi, Mucoromycota, Mucoromycetes, Mucorales, Phycomycetaceae. The transcript is spliced from 2 exons. The record is from RefSeq and is a predicted model, not a curated record.